AUUGUCAUAAGAAAAGUAUAAGAUUAUACCUUAAUUUCCAAAGAAACUACAUUAUUAUGUACAGACACGAAAAUUUUCUUUCUUGAUGUUACACUUGUCUGAAAACAAUGCCAAAACCUUGAGCAUGUUGUGAAAUUGUCAUUUUUGACAAAAACAAGAAAAAGUAGCAGAGAUUGAUGGCAUUGGCAGGAGCAGUGUUAGUUUUGAUAAAUAAGAUACAAGUCAUUCUUGAUGAUAAAGAACUCAACAAUCCGAGCUUGAGGAAACAAAUUGUAAGUGCUAAGGAGAAACUAAUACAUGUCAGUACUCUCUUAGCAGAAGCAGAGGCAAAGCAAACCGCUAAACCGGCAAUCAAUGCUGACAAAUUGGAGACUAUGCUUCUUCCAUGUGUUUACUCAUCGGAUGACAUCAUUGAUUCUUUUCGUAUCAAAACGCAACUGCGGAGAAGGAAGUUCUAUUCUCGAGUUCGCCCUUUCACCCAGUUUCUGCUGCUGCAGAGUCAAUCUUUUAAUCGCUUUAUGAAGGAUUUUGUACAAGAGAUUGAUACCGCAUGUGCUCAAUGUGAAAAAUCGAGCGAAGGAUCUAUUGGAGAUGUCAGGGAUGGAGAUUUUGAUCAAUCAAAGAUAAAUGGUGGUGAGCUAGAUUUGGUUGACUUGAGCAUUCCAAAGGAAGAUACUAGGCAAGCUGCUGCAGAUGAACAUCGAAUCGAUCCUCAUGUUGAGCCACCUGCAAAAGCUACUGAAUCGAACUCGGAGCAACCUGAGGGUGCACCAGGCUUAAAACAACCUGCAACUGAACCGAGCACACAACAACCUAUAGCUGAGCCUGCUGCUGAACUAAGCGCUGCAGAACAACAAGCACCGGAACAGUUGCCAUCAAUUUCAGAUCGUUUAGAUGAUGAUUUAGACUUCAUUGGUCGAAAGGUUCAAGCAGAUGAGUUAGCUCAAGCAGUCUGUAACCGUCACAGACUACGUUUUCUUAUCUCAGUGGUGGGUGCUGCUGGCUCUGGAAAGACAACUUUUGUCAGGAAUAUUUACAACAAAACAGAUGUUAUGCAGCAUUUUCAAUUACGAGUUUGGGUAAAUGUUUCUGAAGAGUUUCCGGAAAUGGUUAACCCUGAGGAUAUUGAGCAGAAAACCAAAAAUCUUUUAAUUGAUAUAUUGAGAGCAGUUACAACAAUCAAAGACGAGGAAAAGCUGACUCUAAACAAAUUGGAAGAGAAGGUUCGCGAUUUCUUUAUUAGCAAGCGGUUUCUACUAGUAUUAGACGACGCCAAAACUUCUGCUAUGUUCGAAAGCAUCAAGCGGAGCUUUCCGAAUUCGUUAAAUGGCAGCAGAAUUGUUCUCAUCUCUCGUGAUGACGAAUUAGCUCUGGAGAUGAACGAUCAAGGGUUACUUUCGUUUCAUCUGCAGAAUCUAGACACUAAUGAAAGUUGGGCAUUGUUCUUAAAGAAAGUAGGCCAAACAGAAGGAGACGGAAUCAACGAUGAGUCAUUGAAACAGUUAAUCUAUGACAAAUGCAAAGGUCUACCUCUUGCAAUUGUUGUGCUAGGAGGUCUCCUAUCCACCAAAGAGCCAAGCAGUUGGUUGAAAAUGGUAGAGCGUUUAAGCUUCGGUGAUGAUCCUUCCAAAUCAAUCUUAGCUUUAGCCUAUCAGGAUCUUGCAUCUGAGUUAAAGCCUUGUCUUCUAUAUUUAGGCCUUUUCCCAAAAGAUUAUGAGAUUCCCGUACGGAGGUUAUUUCGAUUAUGGGCUGCAGAAGGAUUGGCUAAUCCAACAUUAGAAGGCGAAACCCCUGAAGUUCUCGUUGAGAAAUAUCUGCAGAAUUUGAUCAGAAGGAACAUGAUAGAUGUUUCAAAGUGGAGACCAGAUGGAAGCCCCAAAAGAUGUCGAGUGCCUGGUGUUCUAUACGACAAUGUCUUUCCAAAUGCCGCAGAGAUCGGAUUCUUUCACGUGAUUCGUAGGCCACAUUAUGAUCAGAAUCGAUACAUCAGAAGAGUUGCUGCAUAUUUCGAUAUCAGCAAUCCUGUUUUCGAUCACUAUGUUGAUAAUUUACGUUCUUAUAUAUCUUUCAAUACACGGAAAGGAGAUACACCUGCAUAUGAAAUCGAUCUGUUUAUCAACAAGAUCACAGGAAAACGAGGGUUUGGAUUGCUCACUGUGCUUGAUCUAGAAAAUGUGUACAAACCAGUCUUAUCAGAGACUAUUGGGAAGCUGAUCCACCUAAGUUACCUAGGGUUAAGAUGGACAUUUCUUGAUUCAAUCCCAAAUUCUGUAGGUGACUUGCCUAACUUAGAAACUCUAGAUGUGAAGCACACAAAUAUCACUUCCUUGCCAAUAUCCAUUUGGAGCUCAAAGAAGCUCAGACAUCUUUAUAUGAAUGAGAUUUAUUUAGAUGUGUCUCUGCAGAAGCCGUUAGCCGGCAGAUCUCUGGCAAAUCUUCUGACACUAUGGGGAUUAGUAAUUGGAAAAAAAGGCCUCGGCGAAGAUUGGUUCAAGAGGCUGAUUCGUCUGACGAAACUCGGACUCACAUGCCAUUUUGAAUCACUUGACCAGGUAACUAACUGGAUUUCUGAGUCAACGAAUCUUCGAGCUCUCAAGUUAAGAUCCAUCGACGAAUUUAGUCGACCUGCAGAUUUAAAAUUGUGUUCCAUGAAGAAGCACAGCGUUCUAUCAGAAUUGUAUUUGUUAGGAAAAGUUUCACAUCCUGUCGAUGAGUUGCAGCUUCCAUUAAGCCUCAAGAUGGUUACUUUAUCGGUGUCACAGCUAGAGAACGAUCCGAUGAAGUACUUAGGAGAACUGCCACGACUGAAAAUUCUGAGACUUUUUGGUCGUUCUUACUUGGGGAAAGAGAUGACUUGUCAUGCAAAAGGGUUUCCAGAACUUCGAGUUUUGAAACUGUGGACGCUUGAGAAACUUGAGAAUUGGAGUGUUGAACAAGGUUCUAUGCCUUUGCUUAAGGAAUUGGAGAUUAGACGCUGUGAGAAUAUGAAGAUCACUACAGGCUUGCAGAAACUCACCAACUUGAAGGAACUCACUCUCACAAAUAUGCCAAACGAUGUCGUGGCAGAGAUUGACAAAAUCAUGACGGCAACUCCAGGGAAGAAAGUGGCAGUAAUUGUCAAUAAUUUCCAGUUUGCUCCUUUGCCAAAGAACUAGUAGUGCUUGAGGCAGCUGUGUAGAGCCCAAAAUGGCUGGAGAAACUAUAGUUGAUGGGAAUGGACUCUUUCUUUAAGAUAAUCAAUCAUACAUAAGCUUAUGCAAUGUAAACAUAAUAUAUUGUGCUACUGUGUUUCAUUGUUUCUUGUUUUCUCCAUCUCUUUAGGCACCCAAAGGAAAAUAAGAUAAAAUAUAAUGGGUAAUUUUCUUCCACAUUCUGUCAACUCUCAUCUCUUUUCCACUAAAAUCAUUUCGUUUCAAUUUAUAACCGUAAAAUUCUUCACUCUUA
This is a messenger RNA of Mercurialis annua (annual mercury), 3444 nucleotides long. Its product is annotated as probable disease resistance protein At1g58602. The transcript is spliced from 2 exons. Gene Ontology annotation, biological process: defense response to other organism. The coding region runs from base 177 to 3155 and encodes 992 amino acids. Gene Ontology annotation, molecular function: ADP binding. NCBI's taxonomy places the organism in Eukaryota, Viridiplantae, Streptophyta, Magnoliopsida, Malpighiales, Euphorbiaceae. The record is from RefSeq and is a predicted model, not a curated record.